CCUGGCUGGCAGCAAAUCCGUGGGUUUGUCUGGGCCCAUUGCAUCAGGGAGAGCUUCUCAAAUACCAGGGGAGAAAACCUCCUGCAGCCAGCGUCUGUCUCCUCCCUGCCUCUUGCCCCACCACCCCGGGAGGAGAAGGAGAAACAGGAGGUGGGAGUCUGAGGGCAGGUGUGUGUGCUGCCCAAAGGUAGCCAGCCAGCGCCCAGAUGAGCAACGAUGAGGAGAGGAUUGAGGACAUUGUGUCGGUCCCAGGGAGGCUGACACCUGUGCUUGCCUUGGCGACACUGAUAGCUGCCUUUGGAUCAUCCUUCCAGUAUGGGUACAACGUGGCCGCUGUCAACUCCCCUGCCGAGCUCAUGAAAGCAUUUUAUAAUGAGACCCACUACAGUAGAUUCAGUGAAUACAUCAGCGAGUUUUCCUUGACGUUGCUGUGGUCCAUUUCUGUGUCCAUGUUUCCCUUUGGAGGCUUCGUCGGAUCCCUCAUGGUUGGCCCCUUGGUGAAUAGACUUGGCAGAAAAGGGACCUUGCUGUUUAACAACAUAUUUUCCAUCGUGCCCGCCAUCUUAAUGGGAACCAGCAAAACUGCCAGGUCGUACGAGAUGAUAAUUUUGUCCAGACUUUUGGUGGGAAUAUGUGCAGGUCUGUCUUCCAACGUUGUCCCUAUGUACUUAGGGGAGCUGUCCCCUAAGAACCUGAGGGGGGCUCUCGGGGUGGUGCCCCAGCUCUUCAUCACCGUUGGCAUCCUUGUGGCCCAGAUCGUUGGUCUUCGGAGUCUCCUUGCAACUGAAGAAGGCUGGCCGAUCCUCCUCGGGUUGACUGCCAUUCCAGCAGCCCUGCAGCUCCUUCUACUGCCCUUCUUCCCCGAGAGCCCCAGGUACCUGCUGAUUCAGAAGAAAGAUGCAGCAGCUGCCAAAAACGCACUGAAGAGGCUGCGCGGCUGGGAUGAUGUGGAUGCCGAGAUGGAGGAGAUCCAGCUGGAGGACGAGGCCGAGAAGGCCGCGGGCAUCAUCUCCGUGCUGACGAUGUUCAGGAUGAGGUCCCUGCGAUGGCAGGUCAUCUCCAUCAUCAUCCUCAUGGGCGGCCAGCAGCUGUCAGGAGUGAAUGCGAUCUACUACUACGCAGACCAGAUCUACCUGAGCGCUGGGGUCAAAGACCAGGAUGUCCAGUACGUGACGGUGGGCACAGGGGCUGUCAACGUGUUGAUGACCAUCUGCGCUGUGUUCGUGGUGGAGUACCUGGGGAGGAGGGCCCUGCUCCUCCUGGGCUUCUCUGUCUGCUUCAUCGCUUGCUGCGUGCUGACCGUCGCUCUGGCUCUGCAGGACAGGGUAUCCUGGAUGCCUUACAUCAGCAUCGUCUGUGUCAUCUGCUACGUCAUAGGACAUGCCCUUGGGCCCAGUCCCAUCCCGGCGCUGCUCAUCACAGAGGUCUUCCUGCAGUCCUCCAGGUCGGCCGCCUACAUGGUGGGGGGCACCGUCCACUGGCUCUCCAACUUUGCUGUAGGCUUGGUCUUCCCCUUCAUUCAAGUGGGCCUCGGAGCUUACAGCUUCAUCAUUUUUGCCGUGAUUUGCCUUCUCACCACCAUCUACAUCUUCCUGAUUGUCCCUGAGACCAAGGGCAAGACAUUCGUGGAGAUCAAUCACAUUUUCACCAAGAUGAAUAAGGUGUCAGACGUGCACCCAGCAAAGGAUGAACUGAAGGACAUCCCCCUCUCUGCCGUGGAGCUGUAGCUUGAGAGGAGGGGCCUGUUAAGCGGUCGGUGUGGAGCUUCCCUCCUGGGCUUUUUUUCUGACUGAAAGUUGUCUAUGAGUAGCCAGCACUAGGCCAAGGCCAGUGUGGAAUGCAGGCCCCAAUGGGACUGUCCGAAAGGCUUCUGUGCGGUUCUGAAAGCCAAGCUGUCUCUGUCCAGAUUGACCCAUCUCCAACCCCAAGUCACAGCGAGCAGCUGUCCCCUAGCUGUGCUGGGUGAGCCACUGUGGGACUCCGGGUAACACCAGCUCUUAUGAUAAGAAUCGUUGGUAGGGUAGUGCGAUGGAAGGAAUACAAUUUUGCCAGAGAAAGAAACUCUUCUUCAAUCCCGAGUCUUCUGGGGGCCACAAGCCUGUGUUCAGAGCAGAAUUCAUUCUCUUGUCAGAUCCACCUCCAGAAACACCAGUCUUGGAAAGUGUGUUGUCACAAGUAAUAAUGUCUAAGAAGCUGGGGAACAGGUCCCUAUGGAGAUUUUAACUGAGUCAGAGAUUAUUGAUCAUAAAUUAUAUUGUUAGGGGACAACAGAAUUGCAUCUGUAUACUCAAUAAAAUGAAU
This is a messenger RNA of Equus quagga, 2301 nucleotides long. RefSeq names its product solute carrier family 2, facilitated glucose transporter member 5. Gene Ontology annotation, biological process: fructose transmembrane transport. The coding region runs from base 207 to 1727 and encodes 506 amino acids. The record is from RefSeq and is a predicted model, not a curated record. Lineage: Eukaryota; Metazoa; Chordata; Mammalia; Perissodactyla; Equidae. Gene Ontology annotation, molecular function: fructose transmembrane transporter activity. The transcript is spliced from 12 exons. Gene Ontology annotation, cellular component: membrane.